AUUCCACCCUCAUUUUCUGUAUUCGGGUUUCUUGUUCCAGCAACAUCGAGCUUACCCUUUCCUUCUAGCGAGCAUCAAGGUUCCGAGCCAUUUUACGAGGAACUACUUAUCGCGAAAGAGCAGCUAUCAAGCCUGACUAAGGGCGAUAGGAGAACUACUUCCAGGUUCGAAGCAUGGACGCGGGCGGCGAAGCUGACGAAGAUUGUAGCAAGCUAGUAGCCAUGGAGCACUACCAGGCCGACGGCGAGAAACCUAACCCGGGAGGAGAGCCAGCGCAGCAGGAAGAACCGGACCAGAAGAAGCCUCCAGCAGAACCAGGCGACGGGGACGAAUCAGCAGCAGCGCGAAGCGUUCGCUUCUGGGAGCUGUUCAAGUUCGCGGACGGGUGGGACGCGCUGCUCAUGCUGUGCGGGUCCGUGGCCGCCAUUGGGCUGGGCGUCGCGUUCCCGCUCAUCUCGCUGCUCUUCGGCGCGCUCAUCGACGCCUUCGGGCAGAACUCCGCCGAUCCCUCCGCGCUGCUGGACGCCGUCACUGACGUGGCUCUUAAGUUCCUGUACCUGGCUCUGGGCGCAGGAGCAGCAGGAUACAUUGAGAUGGCGUGCUGGAUGACGACGGGCGAGCGGCAGGCGGCUCGGGUGCGGGCGCGGUACCUGGCGGCGGUGCUGCGGCAGGACAUCGGGUUCUUCGACCGACACCUCAGCACGGGCGAGGUCAUCGGCCACAUGUCGGGCGACAUCGUGCUCGUGCAGGACGCCAUGGGCGAGAAGGUGGGGUCGUUCCUGCGGUACAUGGCGCAGUUCGUGGGCGGGUUCGUGAUCGCGUUCCUGGCGGGGUGGCAGCUCUCCUUGCUCAUGCUCGCCACGCUGCCCUUGCUGGCGGGGGCGGGCGCCAUGAUGGCGCUCAUGAUCUCCGUCUCCUCCUCCAAGGGGCAGGUGGCUUAUGGCGCUGCUGGCGUGAUUGUGGAGGAGUGUGUUUCCGCCAUUCGCACGGUGGCGGCAUUCACGGGCGAGCACAGGGCGGUGCAGCAGUACACAGCGAAGCUCAACAGGGCGUUCAGGGAGGGAGUGAAGCAGUCGGUGGCGGCGGGGGCGGGGCUGGGCGUGACGGUGUUCAUCAUGUUCUCGUCGUACGGCCUCGCGCUGUGGUACGGCUCCAAGAUGAUCGCCGACGCCGGGUACACGGGCGGCGACGUCUUCACCGUGCUCUUCGGAGUUAUCAUCGGCGGCGUAUCCCUGGGCCAGGUGGCUCCAGAGGUGUCGGCAUUUGCGUCGGGGCAGGCGGCGGCGGGGAAGAUCUUUGAGGUGUUGGAGCGGCAGCCGGUGAUAGACAGUGGGAGCGCGGAGGGGGAGCAGCCGGCGGAGUGUGAGGGCGCGGUGGAGCUGCGGGAGGUCACCUUUGCGUACCCCUCGCGCCCGGACGUCCCCAUCUUCCAGGGGCUCUCGCUGGCCGUGCCGGCGGGGCGCACCAUGGCGCUGGUGGGGGAGAGCGGCAGCGGCAAGUCGACGGUGGUGGCGCUGGUGGAGCGCUUCUAUGACCCGCAGAGCGGAGCCGUGCUGCUGGACGGCCGCAGCAUCGCCGCGCUCAACCUGCGCUGGCUGCGCCGCCACAUGGGGCUCGUCAGCCAGGAGCCGGCGCUGUUCGGCACGAGCAUUCGGCAGAACAUCGCGUACGGCAAGGAGGGCGCCACCGACGCCGAGAUCCAAGAGGCCACCCGCCUCGCCAACAUCCACGACUUCAUCGCCUCGCUGCCCGAUGGCUAUGAGACGCAGGUGGGGGAGCGCGGGACGCAGCUGUCGGGGGGGCAGAAGCAGCGCGUGGCGAUAGCGCGGGCGAUUCUGCGCAAUCCGCGCGUGCUGCUGCUGGACGAGGCGACGUCCGCGCUGGACGCGGAGAGCGAGAAGCUGGUGCAGGCGGCGCUGGACGCGCUCAUGGGCGCGCGCACCACGCUCGUCGUCGCGCACCGCCUCUCCACCGUGCGCCGCGCGCACCAGAUCGCCGUGCUGCAGCGCGGGCAGGUCGUGCAGACCGGCAGCCACGACGAGCUUAUGGCGCUGCCAGAGGGCGCGUACGCCCAGCUCGUGCGCCUGCAGCAGCUCGCAGGGGAAGGGGGGGGGAAGGGGAAUGGGAAGGGGGAGGGGGAGGGGAAGGGGAAUGGAAAGGGGGAGGGGGAGGUGGAGGGGAGCCUGGGUUUGGAACCCUCACAUGCUGAUGUGAAGGAGGUUGCAGAGGGAGUAGCAUCGCAGGACAAGAGAGCUGGUAUUGUAGCCACGGGUGUUGACAGUGGGAUGGAGAGGAAGAAGGAAGUGGGGGAGGCGGAUGGGCUGGUGAGAGACGGCAGGGAUGUGGAGAGUGGCGAGGGGGAGAAGCAGGUUGAGGAGGCAGGGGCAGAGAAGGGGAGUGGAGGAUUUCUUUGCAGGUUGCGGCGGAAGUGGAAGGGAGGGAAGGGAGGGAAGGGAGGGAAGGUGGGGUCAGACAAGGUUGGGAAGGGAGAGGUUGGAAAGGGGAACAAAGGGGAGGAAGAGGCAGGUGGGGAGGCGGAGGAGGAGGAGGAGGAGGGGAGUAAGAAGAAACAUCCCAAGAACGUGGCGAUCAUGCGGCUGGCAUCGCUGAACAAGCCCGAGUGGCCGUACGCGCUGCUGGGAACCAUCUUUGCAGCGUGCUACGGCUUCAUCAUCCCCUUCUUCGCGCUCAUCCUCUCCAACAUCAUCACCACCUUCUACCAGCCCGACCUCGCCAAGAUGCGCAGCGACGCCGACUUCUGGGCGUCGCUCUUUGUCGUUCUCGGCGCCUCUGCGUGCGUCACCUCCUUCUUGCACUACACCUUCUUCGGGGUAGUCGGCAACGCACUCAUCCGCCGCGUUCGGGCCAUGUGCUUUGCGGCGGUGCUGCGGCAGGAGAUAGGCUGGUUCGACCUGGACGAGAACUCCAGUGGGGCUAUCAGUGCUCGCCUGGCCACCGACGCUGCCCAAGUGCGGGCCAUGGUUGGGGACCAGCUCGCUCUUGUCGUGCAGAACACUGCAACGCUCUGCACCGGGCUGGUCAUAGCCUUCCGCGCCAACUGGCAGCUGUCGCUGCUGGUCAUCGCUCUGGUACCACUUCUGGGGGUGGCGGGGACAAUGCAGAUACGGGCGAUUCAGGGGUUUGCUGAUGACGCCAAGGCGCAGUUCGAGGAGGCGUCGCGGGUGGCAAAUGACGCCGUGAGUGCAAUCCGCACGGUGGCGGCGUUUGGAGCGGAGCAGCGGGUGCAGGAGCUGUACAACGAGCGCUGCAGCACACCCAUCCAAGCCGGCAUCCGCAAGGCGCACGUCAGCGGGGCGGGGCUGGCGUUUGGGCAGUUUGCCAUCUUUGCCGUGUAUGCGCUGUCGUUCUGGGUGGGGGGAAAGCUCGUGGAAGGGGGACAUGCGACCUUCACUGAUGUCUUUCAGGUGUUCUUCGCCAUUGCCAUGUCAGCAAUGAGCGUGGCAAAGCAGUCCGCGCUGGCCCCCGACAUGGCAACAGUGCGAACAGCAGUGAACUCCAUCUUCCGCAUUUUGGACCGGCAGUCGAAGAUCGACCCGGAGGCGGGUGGGGAGGAGCCCGAGGAGGUGCGGGGCGAGGUGCAGCUGAAAGACGUGUGCUUCGCGUACCCGGCACGCCCCAGCGUUGUGGUGCUCCGGGACUUCAGCCUGAUGGUUCCUGCCGGCCAGACCGUAGCGCUGGUGGGGGAGAGCGGCAGUGGCAAGUCGACGGUGGUGGCGCUGGUGGAGCGCUUCUACGACCCGCAGAGUGGAGCCGUGCUGCUGGACGGCUGCAGCAUCGCCGCGCUCAACCUGCGCUGGCUGCGCCGCCACAUGGGGCUCGUGAGCCAGGAGCCCGCGCUCUUCAACGUCUCCAUCCGCGACAACAUCGCGUACGGCCGCCUGGGAGGCGACGGCGGGGGGGAGAGCAGCGAGGCGGAGAUCGUAGCAGCGGCACGGGCGGCGAAUGUGCAUGGGUUCAUCUCGGGGCUGCCGCAGGGGUACGACACGCUGGUGGGCGAGAGGGGCGUGCAGAUCUCGGGAGGGCAGAAGCAGCGCAUCGCCAUCGCCCGAGCCAUCAUUGGGGACCCGCGCCUGCUGCUGCUGGAUGAAGCCACGUCAGCACUGGAUGCGGAGAGCGAGAAGGUGGUGCAGGAGGCCCUGGAGAAGGUGAUGGUGGACCGCACCACCAUAGUCAUCGCCCAUAGGCUGUCCACCAUCAGGCAUGCAGAUAUGAUCGCAGUGCUUCAGAAUGGUGCUGUUGUGGAGCAAGGCAAGCAUGAGGAUUUGUUGACGAAGGGUGGAGUUUAUUCGUCCUUAGCUUGUCUGAAGUAGCUACUAAUGGUAGGAACAUUGCUUACAUCCAAUGUACAUAUGUGUAUAUCAUGUUUAGGAGAUGCUUUGCUUGAUGAAGUUGUAAGUUUUGUUGAU
Closterium sp. NIES-67 is the source of this 4427-nucleotide messenger RNA. The record is from the annotation of a GenBank genome assembly. NCBI's taxonomy places the organism in Eukaryota, Viridiplantae, Streptophyta, Zygnematophyceae, Desmidiales, Closteriaceae.